This is a messenger RNA of Fundulus heteroclitus (mummichog), 1958 nucleotides long. RefSeq lists its product as uncharacterized. The record is from RefSeq and is a predicted model, not a curated record. The coding region runs from base 801 to 1958 and encodes 385 amino acids. Lineage: Eukaryota; Metazoa; Chordata; Actinopteri; Cyprinodontiformes; Fundulidae. The transcript has 3 exons.
GUUCAGAGAGUUUUUUAAUUCUGCAAAGAACUUUUCACUCUGUCCAGUGUUCAGAAGCAAACGGAUUGCUUGCAGAGAGAUUGUCAGUGGAUUUAUUUUACAAUCGAUUCAAGUGGAAUAUACAGUAAACAUGUCUUUUACUGCUAGAUUUAGAGCCAAGGUUAGGAAGGCAGCGAGAAAGAUCUUUACCUGCUGCUGUGCAGAAGAUGAUUCUGACAACGAUAGCGCGGACGUGUCACAAAUAUGUUCAGAAAUCCCAGCUAACACGGACGUCGAACCUAGGUGUGAGGAUGAGAAAGUUAACUCUGAAACUCUGGCUAAUGCUUUGACUGUGCAGACAUCUGAAAACCUUUCUUUUCCCGCCAGUGUUCCUGAAACCAAAAUGACUGGCACUGAACAUGAUCAAAGCGAUACUGGAAAGAAAGAAAAUCUCUUGAUCAACCCAGAUCUUCUUAGUAAUGAUUUUAUCACUGAGGAGGAAACUGGAACCAAGGAUGAAAAAUUCAUACAUGGAACCUAUCAAGACCCUUUUCAAAGCAAGACGGCCACCGAGGAAGAACCUAGCGCCUGUUUUGAAGUUGAAAUUAUAGAUGACGUAGAUCAUUUCUUCGCAGAAGACGACAGUAGGUCAGGGCGAUGCUGAAAAGAAAGAAAACGUGACGGAAAUAAAUAACUAUGGAGCCACAAAUCUCUUGAUCAACCCAGAUCUUCUUAGCAAUGAUUUUAUCACUGAGGAGGAAAGUGGAACCAAGGAUGAAAAAUUCAUACAUGGAACCUAUCAAGACCCUUUUCAAUACAAGAUGGCCACAGAGGAAGAACCUAGAACCCAUCCAGCCCCUCAAAUAGAUGAAAACAUAACACAGAAUGAUCCGAGCCACCCCUUUCAAGCUAAAGAAAUUAACAAGGAACGUACAGGUAAUAUAAUAAUUUCUGAAGUGCUGAAUCAAACAGAUUGUUGCUACCAAGGAGAAGACAGUCAAACAAAUCAGGAUCCUGACCCCACCAUGUUCUUUUGCAAAUUUCCCAACUCUUUUCAGAACUCUUGGCUGAAUGCCUCCAUGCAGAGCAUCCUGCACCUGAGCACAGCUAGGAAGGUUGUGGCUCAGCAUUCCGAAAAGAUUUUUAAAGGCUUGUCAGCAACGCCAAUAUGUGCCAAACUUCUCUGCUCUGCCAUGCAGCACCCAGGGAAACAUUUCACCUUAUGGGAAAUCUACCAAGUUGUUAUGGAAAUACUAGCAAAUGUGCCGUCACUUGACUUGACAGAGCAGAACGACCCAGGAAACUUUUUGAAUUUUAUUUUGCCCACGUUACAUUGUUCUGGUAUCAAAACACUUUCCAAGGCGUAUGCAGCUUCAAUUUGUGAACAAUGUCAGACUGUCUGCUAUGAGGAGUGUUUAGCUGGUCCCAUCUUUGAACUACCAGAGCCAGAACCAUACGACAGUACCACUUCUCUUCUUAACUGUAUGGUUGCUGACGUCCACCACGAUCAUUGUAUCGACUGCAAUUCCAUCUUUAAGAAAACAUUUUUUAUCCAUGACAAUAAUGUAAUAGUCCUUUACCGCAGAUUUCCAACCAGUGACAUGGGUUUAAACUGUCCUGUUAUUCCUAGUAAUACCAUUGACAUUCCUGUAAAAGAUGGAACCCAGUUGUACCGUCUUUCCUCAGUCAUUUGCAGCAAAAUCAUGCGUCCGGAGUAUGUACACUUUUACACAUAUCUGAUGUGUGGACAAAUGACAUAUAAGGUUGAAGAUACCAAGGUAACAGCUUCAAAUAGAGACUGUGUAGCAGAUAUUUGCCACAAUGGGUUUAUCUACUUCUACGAGAAGUACACCGAAGGAGAUGACGAAUUUAGUGUUUGGAUCAAAGCUACCCCUGAACAAGAACAUUGCAACCCUGAAAAUACAGCAAAUAUACCAACAAGGACAAGAUAUGAGCAUCCUGCACCUGAGCACAGCUAG